Messenger RNA from Bipolaris sorokiniana ND90Pr, 2102 nucleotides. RefSeq lists its product as uncharacterized. Bases 253 to 1602 code for a protein of 449 amino acids. The transcript has a single exon. NCBI's taxonomy places the organism in Eukaryota, Fungi, Ascomycota, Dothideomycetes, Pleosporales, Pleosporaceae. The record is from RefSeq and is a predicted model, not a curated record.
CGCACGCACACAAACACACAGAUUGCCUGCGCACUCAUGUCGCCGUGAUCCCGCUGUCUCCAGGGCCUCGAUGGCGGCAACAGGUGCUCGUUGUACAAUCUUCAGUCGCGAUCAAUAACAGAUCGCUUGCCAGUUCCUUGUCACCCCUCCGCAAUCUCAGCGCGUGCACUUUCCACCUCUGCCAAUUACUACGCAGCAGCCCAUUGACCUCCAGCACAACAGCGGGUGACACCUCGCCAAUCAUCCGCCACAAUGGCCGACUUCAAUGAGACAAGAUCUCCCCUUACAAACGACAAUGUCCAGGCCUGGGCCCGCCAUCACUUUGCCGCGCCCUUUCGCGCUCUACCGCGUGCUGCCAGGCUGCAAUGGAUCGAGUUUGACGAGAGCUUUACUAUCAGCAGAGCUAUCUGGCGCUCCCUCGGCCGCUCUACCCACAAGCAGCUACUCGUCAUCGGCGGCUACGCCCCAGGUCCCGCCGGCGACGACGAUGAACCCAUUGACCGUGUCACAGCCCAUGUCCACGAGGACGAAGCAGAGGUCAGCUUCUAUCGCAUCACUGAGCUCGAAGAUGGCAGCAAUGAGCUGUUGUCGGUAAAUAGCACCAGCACCGUUGCCUUUCAUGCCCCAUUUUGUGACGUCGGUGACGAUACCGGAGGUUCAAAAGCAAUCCACCGCGUAUCUGCACUCAUUCUUUACUAUUUUUUGGCUGCCGGCCACGUGAAAGAGCUAUCCCGCACACGAUCAGAUCCUACAAUGUUUACCAGGAAUUUUCGCGAUGCUUGUCUGUGGGUUCAGAAUGAAGGCGAGCGUCCAUUACUACCACCAUCGAGAAAAUCAGAACCUUCAACACCCUUCGAAAAAGAUCCUAUUACUGUCCGACCCAAGCGCUCCUCCACUGUUUCAACAACCCGCCCCGUAUCUGACGAAUAUCAACACCCUCCAAUGAAGCGCGCUGCAACAGACAGCUUAAACAUUAAAAUUAAACGCGAACGCGACGAAGACUACCCAAACAUCCCUCCAUCCGCCAUCCGCCCAAAAAAACACCCCCGGCGCACGCUCAGCGAGCAAAUCGUUGUCCCUUCGAAACUCCAGGAGUCUACCUCAAUGCCAUCCUCGGGAUCCAUUCUCAGCCCACGCAGUCCUGCUCCGGAGCGCGUCAACCGCGCCCUAACCGACCGAAUUAAUCACCUCAAAGACGAAAAUGCUGGCCUCAAAGCCUCAUUAAAUGGCCUUGAAUCAGAAAAAUCCGACCUUCAGCAGCGCAUGGCCAGGGAAUCCCACGCAUAUCGUAGCAUGCAAAUCGAAUCCGACGCCCUAAAGCGCGAAGUAGAAAGCAUGAAGCGCGAAAUGAACGCCAUGAAAGAGCGCCUAGAAGGCGUCGAGUCUUCUGGCGAAAAGAUGCGCCUGGAAGUGCAAAGAUUAGUAGCGGUAGAGAACGCGAGUAAAGAAUUCCGAAAAGAGCUAAGAAGUGAAGUAGACGGGUUAAGAGGACGCAUCGAGCGAAGCGAAAAAGAAGCCGAAAACGCGAAAGAAGAGCUAUUGGCUGUACGGCGGGGAUUAACAAAGGAGUUGAGCGAAGCAGUCCAGAAAUGGGGCGCGUGAAGAAGAAGAAAACAAAAAGAAUUCAUGACUUGGAUACAUUCAAAAUUGUAUGGGCAUAGUCUUUUGUUUCUUGUUAUCGUUUCUUUCCUGUCUCUCCAUCUUGCUCCUGGUCUGGUCUGGCCUGGUCAGCUUAGACGCGGUAUCCGCGCUACGAUCUCCCCACUCGCAUAUUCCGCCGGGAACCCCCCGGUGGUGCGUUUUCUUUUCCCUUUUCGCCCACCAAUCGGGUUAUAUAUGGUACUCCCGUGGCCCUUUAGUUUCAUUUUUUUUCCAUUCAUCUAUCUCUAUGGGCGUUUUUUAUUGUUCUAUUCUUGGUAUAUAUGAAGCAAGCGGCAUUUUGUCCUCAUCAUCAUCAUCAUCAUCGUCAUUGGUCAGGUUGGAGGGGAGGACAAAGGCGUAUGUAUGCAUGCAUGUAUAUUUGUAUGAAGCAAGUAUUUAGGUUAAUCUUUUCUAGAAGCCUGUUUUUAGCAAGCUAUGUAUGGAGUUGAAUGGAAAUCAGU